This is a messenger RNA of Diachasma alloeum, 4252 nucleotides long. RefSeq names its product cGMP-dependent 3',5'-cyclic phosphodiesterase. Gene Ontology annotation, cellular component: synaptic membrane; cytosol; mitochondrial matrix. The coding region runs from base 310 to 2487 and encodes 725 amino acids. NCBI's taxonomy places the organism in Eukaryota, Metazoa, Arthropoda, Insecta, Hymenoptera, Braconidae. The transcript has 10 exons. The record is from RefSeq and is a predicted model, not a curated record. Gene Ontology annotation, biological process: regulation of mitochondrion organization; cGMP catabolic process; negative regulation of receptor guanylyl cyclase signaling pathway. Gene Ontology annotation, molecular function: protein homodimerization activity; 3',5'-cyclic-GMP phosphodiesterase activity; 3',5'-cyclic-AMP phosphodiesterase activity.
UCGUGACUGUGUUGUUUAUUUUUCUUUCAUUUCUCCCAUCGGGUCAGUAAUCCUCCGAUCGUGGAUAAACUCGGAGGUGCAGAAACGCCUUUAACCCACUGCAGUGCUCCCAUCCCAAAUAAUAAUCCCCAAAAUCACGUGAAACGUUCAAUCAUAAAUCGGAUCCCCGAAAAAUGAGUGAGAGAGUGAAAUUCACGUGCGCCAAUGACAGAUAAUUAAUCUCUCGCGAGUUUUUUUUCCCACAAAAAAAAUUUCAGUUACGACACGACCCGGGGGGGAGGGGAAUCAUCGAGGUCAACAACAUAAAAAAUGAUGUCGAGUGGGAAUUUUGAGGAGCACGAGAGGAUGAUCACCCUCAUUCAGGAUCUCGCCGAUCUGCCGUGCACUGUUGUCCAGCAGAAUUUGAAUAAUUACAUUCAAUCAAAAACUCAAGCAAAAUUAUCAUUCCUAGCCCCAAUUCUCCCCGAAACUGAGGAGAUGGUAAUCAACGUUGUGGGUGAAAAAAUACUGGACAGAGGUCUGAGGUUUCCAGUAAGCCAGUCAAACGUUUGUAAUCACAUACUCCACAAAACCGUGAAGACCCGAAGAUCGUUGACAGUCAGUGCUAUCGAGUUAGAUCAGGAAUUGCUCCAGCACUUGUACUCUGUUAUUGAUCCAGUGCCAGACCGAUUUCUGAGUGUACCAAUUAAGCACCCAGUUAAACAACACAUUGCCCUAGUUGUUUGUAUAAUUGAUUAUCCGAAUGACAAAGACAUCGAGGAGAAGUGUACGAAAAUCAUCGAGGAGUGCUUCAGGUACUGCCUCGGACUCUUGCUGAGUACCCUGAGGUGUCAAGAGGAGACACGAUUAAAACUGCAGUGUCAGGAUCUCCUCAUUGUAUCUAGAAAACUCUUCAUGCAUUUGGGUGACUUGCCUGAUUUAUUGAGGGAGAUAAUGGUUAAAGCCAGGAAACUAACAAACGCCGAAAGAUGUUCAUUAUUUUUACUUGAUCAUGAGCACCACGAGCUCGUUGCUAAGGUCUUCGAUGGAGUUUCAACGAGUGAUGAAAUGAGAAUUGCAUUGGGCCAGGGGAUAGCCGGCCACGUCGCCACCUCUGGAAACUUGCUCAAUAUUCGAAAUGCUUACGAACAUCCACUUUUCUACAGUGGAAUUGAUGAGGCAACAGGAUUCAAAACGAGGAAUAUCCUGUGUUUUCCUAUUCGUGAUGAAAAUGGAAUUAUUGGCGUUGCUCAAUUAUGCAACAAAAUGAAUGGAUUAUAUUUUGACGUGUGCGACGAGGAAGUUGCAACGGCAUUCAGCAUUUACUGUGGAGUAUCCAUAAUGCACAGCAUUGUUUAUAAAAAAAUUCAGGACUCCCAGGCGAGGAGUAAACUCAGCAACGAACUGAUGAUGUAUCACAUGAAGCAGGUGGAAGAGGAGGCAGUUCAGGCGUUACUAAACUGCAGGGAUGAUCACAGCCCCAAGGACUUCGACAAGUUUCAUUUUCCCCCGAGAAAUAUCCCUCAUCAGCACACACCAUGUUAUGUACUUAAAAUGUUUGAUGAGCUAGAUCUCAUAAAGUCGUGGAAGAUAAAACGAAAAACAUUAGCAAGAUUUAUCCUGUACGUGAAAAAAGGAUACAGAGACGCUCCAUAUCACAACUGGAUUCACGCCUUUUCCGUAGCCCACUUUGCCUAUCUAAUGAUAAAAAAUUUGAAUUUAGUGGAGGACAAGUACUUCACACGUCUCCAGGCACUUGUUUUUCUAGUGUCUGGGCUGUGUCACGAUAUAGACCACCGAGGGACCAAUAAUUCAUUCCAAACCCAGUGUGGAACUGUUCUUGCCAGUUUGUAUAGCUCUGAGGGCUCGGUAAUGGAGAGACAUCAUUUAGCACAGUCCAUGUGCAUUCUCAACACCGAGGGUUGUAAUAUUUUUGAGAAUCUUGCCAGUGAGGAGUACAGCGAGGCUCUGGAUCUCCUGAGAAAUAAUAUUUUAGCUACUGACUUGGCAUCACACUUCAGGACCAUGGAUGAGCAGGAUGAAAUGGUGAAGAGUGGGUUCAACAGGGAUGAUCUGGGCCAUCAGAAGCUCCUGCAUGCCAUGUUUAUGACGUGCUGUGAUAUCAGUGAUCAGACUAAGGAUUGGAAGACUUCGAAGAAAACUGCUGAACAAAUUUAUGACGAGUUUUUCUCCCAAGGAGACUUGGAAAAAAGCAUGGGAACAGCACCAAUAGAGAUGAUGGACCGUGAGAAAGCCUCAAUACCCGAUCUCCAGGUCCAAUUCAUCACGAAUUUAGUCUUGCCAUUAUUUACGCAUUUAUCAGCAUUAUUUCCAGUUGCCAAUUGCCUCGUUGAAUCCAUAAAAAGAAAUAGAUGUAUCUGGCAGACAGCAAUUCCAAUAUUCCACAAGUACAGCGAGCAAGGGAUCAAGGGCAUGGACAUACUCCUCGACGUCAACAUCGAGGAGGAAAUUCUGGCUGCCUCUAGGUUGCAGAGUUCCACAGUUUAGCUUAGUAGAAUCAAAAAAAAAAUGAGAGAAUUGAGGAUACAAAGAUAUAAAUUAUUUAUUAAGUGACGAGUAAUGAGACAGUGCUUAAUUACGAUUUUACUUACUUUAGAUUGAGGGGGAGACACUUGGGGACAUUGUGAUAGAUAUUUGAGAAUCGUUGUAGGAUUAUUUCUAGUGAAUGCAGAUGUAGGUUUGAAGUGCGCUGGCGCCUUUCCUAUUGUACAAAUUUUAAUAGUUGGGGUGUAGUAGAUGACAUUGUGUUGAGUAGAACAAGAGGAUCGAGGGAUUCAGUGGGGGAGGACUGGAGGUACAAGUUAUUUUGGUCGUAUCGGCAAUGAAGAAAAAAACAACGGUUUUAGAAAAAUACUUUUUAAUUUGAGGCUAAAAACUAUUGAAUUAAUUAAUUCAACUAGACUUGGUUUGAGAAAUCACUUUCGUGUCAUUGAAAUAUUGUUCUCGUGUUUGGGACAAGUACACAAUUUUUUGAUGGAAGUUUUUUCGGAGUAGAAGAUAUUUUGCACUUGAAAAUUUACGGGCAUAAGUUUCUUGGUGCGAGUAAAGACGCGAGAGUAGAAGAAAUUUUUUCUUCUUGGCGUGUGGUAGUUGUGGGUCUAGGGGAACAGUCGGAAGACUUUUUUCGUUGCUCUUCACAUUUUUUUGCCAACACCAUUUAUUUACGAGAUAAUUUAACGAUUGAUGAUUGAUAAAUGAUGGGUCAAAACGCCUCCGUGGGAAAUUCAUGGCUGCAAAGUUUAAAUAAUAAAAUCAUUCGAGAAUGUCCGGAAAUUUGAGAAAAGUAGAAAAGCAUUUCACUGGUGAAAAAGUAGUCAAUGAUCCAUCGAAUUAUUUCUUCAAUUAUUUUUUUAAACAAUAGUUGUCUCGCUUGAGAGACUAGAAUGUUUCCAUAUAACACGUCAUUUCAGACAAACGGAAGCAUAAAUUAUUUAUUACAAAAUUCUGACACUGAUCAGGAUUUUAUAUUGAGCAUGGAAUUUUUAUUUAUUUUCUCUGAUUCUUUCAGAUUUUUUAUUUAUUUUAAUCUUCUCCCUAAUCUCGAAAAGUUCAGUUCCUCAUGAGACUGCGUUGUUCUUGCACUUGUAGAUUAAUUCUUAUCAAUAAUACUAGACUGCCGAUUGAGCACAAACUCAAUCAGAAUGUUUUUAUUCGUAUUAACUUUUAUUCGCAAUUUAUUUCAUAUUUUACUCUUCAAAAUUCGAGUUGUAGGCACUGCUUUGAAUUCCCUACAAAAAGGUCUCUUGAUAAAUUUCAAUGGAGCUCAUCGUUUUGACAAUAUUUUCAAAAUAAUCGUCACUUUACAACUAUUGUAAUUUCUGGUUUUGGGAGAAAAUGUUGAGAGAAUUUUUUUUAAGUGAAGGAAAUCGAAGAGAAGAACUGCAGGCAUUUGCUUCUCGAAUUACUCACCACUGAAUUUUACUUAUUAAAAAAUUGCGAAAGAUACUCACGAGUGAAGAAUGUUUUUAAACAAAUUUAAUGAAUAUCUAGCAGGGAAUGAUAAUCAAAAUCCUCUGGGAAAACACUUUGAAAUGUUUGCAAGGGAAACAAGUUUUUUUGGGCACACGUAAUUUCCAUUUUUUGGGGUAAAUCUUAUUCUACUGGAUGGAAAUUUUUAGAGAUGAAUUAUGCACUCUAGAGCGUAUCUAACAGCUUCGUUAGAGCACCGUAUUUAAUCAGUAUUGAGAAGCCAAAAUCGAGUGUAAUUGUGAAGAAUACUCACUCACAAUAAAUUUUACAAUAUGAGAAAACA